Xiphias gladius (swordfish) is the source of this 2539-nucleotide messenger RNA. It is a transcript of the gene ankrd16, whose product is annotated as ankyrin repeat domain 16. The record is from RefSeq and is a predicted model, not a curated record. The coding region runs from base 122 to 1243 and encodes 373 amino acids. The transcript is spliced from 7 exons. Gene Ontology annotation, cellular component: cytoplasm. Gene Ontology annotation, molecular function: protein binding. Lineage: Eukaryota; Metazoa; Chordata; Actinopteri; Istiophoriformes; Xiphiidae.
CAUUUUCUCGCAACUCUGCGGGGAGGAAAACACGGCGGCCACUCGUCUCCAGCUCGUCCUCAAGGCGCCCAGAGCGACCCGCUUCUCUGACCGUGACCGGCCGGGCCGCGCUCCCCCCAUCAUGGACGGAGACCCGCUGAAGGUGCUGGUGAGGCUCGCCCAGGACGGACGCCUGAGCUCCCUGGAGGAGCAGAUGACGCGGCUCGGCGGCUCGGCGGCGGCGGCUCGGGCCGUCGGCAGCAAACACUUCGGCCGGUCGGGAGACACCUUGCUGCACUACGCCGCCAGACACGGACACCUGGACGUCGUGGAGUACCUGGUCAAGUGUACAGGCGUGGACGUGGAGGUGUACAACAACGACUACAAGAGGCCGCUGCAUGAGGCCGCGUCCAUGGGUCACCGGGCUUGCGUCGGCUACCUUCUCCGGGAAGGAGCGAAGGUGGACAGUCUGAAGAAGGCUGACUGGACUCCCCUGAUGAUGGCCUGCACUCGGAGGAACCUCGAUGUGAUCCGGGAGCUGCUGCGUGGCGGUGCCGACCCCGCGCUGAGAAACAAGGACGGCUGGAACUCAUUCCACAUCGCCUGCAGGGAGGGGGAUCCUCUGGUCGUACAGCACCUGCUUCAGGCGGCGCCGGAUGUCUGGAGGACAGAGAGCAAAACGCGCAGGACUCCGCUGCACACUGCAGCGAUGCAUGGCUGCGAGGACGUGGUUAGGAUCUUGCUGGAGAGAUGUGGCUACACCCCCGACGGCAAAGACAGCUGUGGAGUCACUCCUUUGAUGGAUGCAGUCAGGAACGGACACAUCUCGGUGGCCAGGCUGCUGUUAGAAAACCACCAGGCGUCUCCAACAGCGGCUGACAAACUCGGGGCUCAGCUGGUGCACCAGGCUGCUGUCACCGGCCAGGACGAGGCCCUGCGGUUCCUGGUGCAGGACCUCGGCGUAGACGUGAACCAGAGAGCGACUGACGUCCAGCUCACCGCCCUGCAUUACGCUGCAAAGGAGGGCCACACGUCCACCAUAAAAUCACUACUCGAGCUGGGAGCAGAUCUUCAUGUCCGCGACAAAAAGGGAAGAACUGCUCUUCAUAUGGCUUGCAUCGGGCAGCACGCCGGAGCAGCCAGGGUGCUUCUGCAGCUCGGACUCAAAGACUCAGAGGAUGCAUCCGGCACGACGGCGCGGCAGCUCGCCAAGAAACCAGAUGUGAUGCAAGUGUUUAAAUGUGGCCGACCAGACGCAUCGUAAACGACACCCCGGUGAUACAGAUUUGCACUUGGUUCAGUUACUUUGAGGAAAGAAAAUAACCUGAAACAUUUAACGGGAUUGAAGUCAGUCAGUUUAGGUUGUAUGGAUUACAUUAAAUCUUUACUUGUAUUGUGGUGUGCAGUGGGUUCUUCAGCGACAGGACUGGGGGUAUUAGUCCCAUGACUGUUAUAUCUACAUUGGACCUGGCUUCGGUGCUGGUGACUUGGUCUGCACGAAGUCAAAAAAUGUCUCCAAAGAUAACCGAAGGCGGCCAUGGUUGUGUCUUCGCCAGAAGGUCAACCGCGCUGCUACGUGAGAAUAAGUACUUUGUUCGGAAAACGCUAUGCCGUGAAGUUUAUGAUGAUUGGACGCAUCACGCCUGUGUGUGAGUUCAUCUGAUUGUAUUUGGAUAUCAUCGGAAACCCUCUAGCUUGCCUCUAGUAGUCGCUGGGAUGUCUGACGCAGAAGGAAACCUAAGUUAUAGAUGUCGUCAGCGACCACCUCUGAUAAUUCCAGUCUUUUGGGCUGGCUGGUUCGUGUUACUGCGUAUGAAAAUAUGCUGUGUAUGCAUGUAAAUGUGUACGAAAUAAAUGCUCUGAACCUAUGUGAAGAAUAAUGUCACCAUGAAACUUUUUAGGGAGAUUUUCUUAAUUUUAGGUUUUAUCUUUGCCUUGAAUAUGUUAACGAGUUCUGAAAAUAAGAUGUUCACCUUCUGACAUGCCUGUACCACAGUUAUCAUCGGCUGACUGUAUGGCUCAUAACCAACCCGGUACACACUGACUUGGGACUUGAGUGAGUAAUACGGAGGCUAACGUCCCGACCGUCACUGGAUCUGCUUAACGGGUGUUUUGACCAUGAAGCUAGUCCGUGCUUUCAACGCAAACAGUGAAGGGAGACUACGUUGCAUUGUGCAUCAUUACUCUUCCCCUGUCGGUGGAGGUCUUGAUACGAGGUGAUAACGAGUUCCUGCUAAAAUAGGCGUUUUAAAAUGGGUAAAACAUCAGCGGGCGCUGGCGACCGGUGCAGUGUGGGAGUUAAACUCUUGGCGGGACAGUCAGAAUUUGUGAGUAUUCAACAAUAAAUAACACGAUGACAAAGAACUUCUAAUGCUGCCUGUGGUUAUAGGUCAUAUGGUUGGAAAACAAAACCUGUAAAACCUUUAAGAUACAUUUCAAGAAAAUGUGAACCAAUGGUAGAGUGAGAACUAAAGGUUUUAAUGCCUAGCUCUUAACAUAUAACGUGUCACGCACGGUCUCUCUCGGUAUUUAGGCCCUUUCGCGUGGGGCAGAGGGCAGC